Molecule: messenger RNA, 351 nt
Organism: Cryptococcus wingfieldii CBS 7118
Lineage: Eukaryota; Fungi; Basidiomycota; Tremellomycetes; Tremellales; Cryptococcaceae
Product: mitochondrial protein
Exons: 3
Coding region: 1-351 (116 amino acids)
Biological process (GO): pyruvate import into mitochondria
Cellular component (GO): mitochondrial inner membrane
Molecular function (GO): pyruvate transmembrane transporter activity
Source: RefSeq, a predicted model, not a curated record
AUGUCAGCACCCCUCAACAACGCCGCUGCCGCCCAGACCACUUCCAAGCUCCAGGCUUUCCUCAACCACCCCGCCGGCCCCAGAACCAUCUUCUUCUGGGCGCCCAUCGCCAAGUGGGGUCUCGUGGCGGCUGGUCUCAAGGACCUCCAGCGUCCUGCCGAGAAGCUGAGUGUGUCCCAAAACGUAGCUUUGGCUGCUACCGGAUUCAUCUGGGUCCGAUACUCUAUGGUCAUCACUCCCGUCAACUACUCCCUCGCCGCUGUCAACUUCUUUGUCGGCUGCAACGGUGUCGCUCAGCUCUACCGGAUCUGGGACUGGAGACAGAAGAACCCCAACGCUGUUACUGCUUAG